UCCAGUUGUGUAGCCGGAAGUACUGGGAGAACAAAAAUAAAACGAGAAGGAAGUGAAGAAAUUGAGUUAAAACGAACGCUAAGAAGAUUCUUGGAGACCCCUUGACAACUAAGUAGUUUUUUUUAUUAAUUUCAGCAGCGGCAGAGUGCCUACAAACAUGUCAAGUAUGGACAAACAUCUGUUCAACCUGAAGUUUGCUGCCAAGGAGCUGCAAAGAAGCUCGAAAAAAUGUGACAAAGAGGAAAAAGUAGAAAAGGCUAAAGUCAAGAAGGCUAUUCAGAAGGGGAACAUGGAAGUGGCGCGGAUACACGCAGAAAACGCUAUUCGGCAGAAGAACCAGUCCGUCAACUUCCUGAGGAUGAGCGCUCGCGUGGACGCGGUGGCGGCCAGGGUUCAGACUGCUGUCACCAUGAACAAGGUCACCAAGUCGAUGGCUGGGGUGGUGAAAGGAAUGGACGCUGCGUUGAAGAGCAUGAACCUGGAGAAGAUCUCGGCCCUCAUGGACAAGUUCGAGCACCAGUUUGAGACUCUGGACGUGCAGACUGCGCAGAUGGACGACACCAUGAGCAGCACAACCACACUCACCACCCCGCAGAACCAGGUAGACACCCUGAUGCAGGAGAUGGCAGAUGAAACUGGGUUGGAUCUGAAUAUGGAGCUUCCGCAGGGUCAAACAGGGUCAAUCAGCACCAGCGUGGCAUCUGCCGAGCAGGAUGAGCUGUCCCAGAGACUGGCCAAACUCCGAGACCAGGUGUAGAGGAAGGGGGUGCGAGGGACCGCAACGUGCCUGAAGGGAGGAGAAGGUCUGGACUGCGUGCACGCUGAGUAACCUGGAACACGGAUUACAGACCUCACUCUCUCUCUUUCCCUCUCCCUCUCCCUCUUCCUCUCCCUCUCCCUCUCCAUCUCGUCUAGCUCUGUGUCUCUGCCCCCUAAACUCUGCCUCUAAACCGCUCUCCCUCCCUAAGGGAUGAGCUCUGUUCUCUCUUCACUGGCUCCUGUUGGGCUCAUCGAUCCUUCGUUGGUUAUCAUGCUGUACUUGUGGUGCAAGAGGCCGCACUGCAGAAGAACACUAAGAAGCGCUCAUUCAUGGAAAAAAUGUGUGUGUAAAUAUAUAAAUAUGCGUGGGAAGAGUGACAGCAUUGCCAGCUGCCUGUCUUUGUUCAUUUGUUUGUUUAGCUUAUUCAGCACGCGUUUGACAGAGGGCUCUGUCAUUCCUACACUAAACUGUCUCUGGAGGUCAGGGACAGGGUCCACAGACCCAUAUGAGUAGCAGGGUAAGGCAUUCAAAUAGACGAGUGUCAAAGUAAGACGGCCGGGGGGGAAGAGCCUGACAGGAGCUCCUCUGAUGUUAAUUCCCUACCCGUCACCCCUCUCUCCACCCUUUAGUGUUCAGCAGCAUCGUGUUUCCGAUGCAUGGUCCAGGACAGCCCUGACAUCAUGUCUUCUCCCCAACCCCCC
This is a messenger RNA of Megalops cyprinoides (Indo-Pacific tarpon), 1461 nucleotides long. Its product is annotated as charged multivesicular body protein 1b-like. The transcript is spliced from 8 exons. NCBI's taxonomy places the organism in Eukaryota, Metazoa, Chordata, Actinopteri, Elopiformes, Megalopidae. Gene Ontology annotation, cellular component: ESCRT III complex; multivesicular body. Gene Ontology annotation, biological process: endosome transport via multivesicular body sorting pathway; late endosome to vacuole transport; protein transport. The coding region runs from base 158 to 757 and encodes 199 amino acids. The record is from RefSeq and is a predicted model, not a curated record.